CCCACCAGCCUCGCCACCCACCACUCCACCCAAAACGCCAAAGCAUUUUUAAGCCCCCCGCCACGCCGCAUCGAAAACCAAUUCAUCCCUUCCAUUCUCUCCUCCCGAUUCCCGUCGUAGAAGCGAGCGGCGGGAGCCCCGAAGCGGCGCGCGAGAUGUGGGUGUUCUACAUGAUAUCGCUGCCGCUGACGGUGGGGAUGGUGGCGGCGACGCUGCGCUACUUCGCGGGGCCCGCAGUGCCGGCCCACGUCCUCGCCGUCGUCGGCUACGCGUGGCUCUGCUCCCUCUCCUUCGUCGUCCUCGUCCCGACCGACAUCUGGACGGCAGUUUCUGGCAAUGGAGAUCAGAAGAGUGACGUUAGAUUCUUCUGGAGCUGGUCGUAUUGGAGUACAUUUAUCCUAGCAUGGUCUAUUGUUCCCACUCUUCAGGGCUAUGAAGAUUCUGGAGAUUUCACGUUCAGAGAAAGACUGAAAGCUAGCAUCCACAAGAACAUGACCUAUUAUGCAAUUGUUGGAGCCAUCGGCCUUUUUGGACUCAUUCUAAUUAUAAUAAUGCGCCAUGAUUGGGUCCGUGGUAUCUUGGGCUUUUCCAUGGCAUGCUCAAAUACCUUUGGCUUAGUGACAGGUGCCUUCCUGCUUGGUUUUGGAUUGAGUGAAAUUCCAAGGAAUGUAUGGCGAAGUGCUGAUUGGACUCGUCGUCUACAAUUUUUAUCUCAUAGAGUUUCGAAGAUGGCUACAAAGCUUGAUCAUGCUCACCAAGAAUAUUGCAAUGCGAUAUUUGUUGUUCAAGCCACCUCGAAUCAAAUGUCCAAGCGUGACCCAUUAAGACCUUGCAUGGAUAUCAUCAAUGAAAUACUGACUCAAAUGCUGCAAGAUGAUCCGUCAUUCAAGCCUUCUGGUGGGAAAUUAGGGGAACAGGAUAUGGACUAUGAUACUGAUAAUAAAACAAUGGCUACACUCCGACGUCAACUUAGGAAAGCCCACGAAGAGUAUUAUAGGCGUAAAAGUGAUUAUAUGACUUGUGUUGUGGAAGCCCUUGAACUAGAAGACACUAUCAGAAACUAUGAGCAACGUGAUGCUAGUGGAUGGAAAUACAUGUCAAGUUUCAGGGAAAAUCGAUCAGGCACACUGGGUUCUUUCCUUGACUCCACAGAGUUCAUUUGGCGCUGUUUACUGAGAAAGCAACUUAUGAGAGUACUUGCUGUUAUCCUUGGAUGCAUCUCGGCUUCCAUACUGUUGGCUGAGGCCACUUUGCUUCCAAGUGAUGUUGAUCUAUCACUUUUCUCCAAUCUUAUAAAUGCUGUAGGAAAGCGAGAAGUUCUAGUCCAGGUUGCUGCGUUUGUUCCCUUGAUGUAUAUGUGCAUCUGCACAUACUAUUCACUGAUUAGGAUAGGGAUGAUGCUGUUAUAUUCGUUGACCCCAGGACAUACUAGUUCAGUCAGCUUGCUUAUGAUCUGCUCAAUGGUUGCAAGAUAUGCACCACCCAUUUCUUACAACUUCCUGAAUCUCAUUCACCUUGGUGGUAAUGCUAAAACUACUUUUGAAAAGAGAAUGGGAAACAUUGAUGACGUUGCUCCUUUCUUUGGGAGAACCUUCAACAAAAUCUACCCACUCAUUAUGGUUGUUUAUACUCUAUUGGUCGCCGGAAAUUUCUUCGAGCAUUUGAUAGACUUUUUUGGGAGCUUGAAAAGGUUCAAGUGUUGGACUGACCAAGAAGAUAUGGAUGGGUUGGAUCCAUCUGGAUUAUUUAUUCUUCAGAAAGAGAGAAACUCCAUGGAACAAGGACGCAAAGUCAGUGAGCAUGCAACUCCACUAGCAAGAAAUUUCUACUGUUUAGGCAAAGACGUCGAAUCUGGAAACAUACCACAGGGCGAGGAUACAGUGGAGACGAAGCCGGAACGAACCGCCCAGCCGAAGCACGGUGGCGAUGUUGCUCACAGAUAUUCUUCAGUUAGGGAACAGUACAGCAGCUCGAAACCAGAGGAGCAAGUUCAGAAGGAAAUUUCACCGGCCUCCAUCAAGCUCGACACCGGAAAUUCUGAAGAGCCGGCGGCUCCAGAUUCACCGGCUGAGACGGCCUCAAGGUGGGCCUCAAUGAAGAUGGGUCUUCAGAACUUCAGAGCAAGCAUGGGCUCCAAGAAGUUCCUCCGUUUGGGCCUGUCUUCUAGGGCCACCGGGACGAAUGAAUCUGCUACGGAAACACUCGAUGAGAUCUUCCGGAAACUGAAACGGCAUUCGAACAGCACGGAUGCGGAUCACCUCGACGACGAUGGAUUGCCUUGACGACGGUAGGGGCAGCAACACGAAGAUGCAACACUGUUGAGAGACCAGCAAGGUCUCGUUUUUCGCUUGACGGAAACAAGAAAAGCUCAGGCUGCGAAGGAGUAGAGGGUAGUAGUAGAAACACAAAGGAGUGGACACAGGAUGACAGGGACUUGACCAAGGUACAGAACGUACAGAAUUUUGUAUGCUCGUGGAGGGACCCAGGUUCUGGAGAAGUGUAAAUAUGAACAUGAACUGGUGUCGCAAUGAGAGUAAAACACUAAAAUGUACAGUACAUGCAAGUCCUAAGUAUCAUCAUCUGUGGGAUGCCAGAUGUGUUUCUGAUCA
Molecule: messenger RNA, 2609 nt
Organism: Sorghum bicolor (sorghum)
Lineage: Eukaryota; Viridiplantae; Streptophyta; Magnoliopsida; Poales; Poaceae
Product: LMBR1 domain-containing protein 2 homolog A
Exons: 14
Coding region: 156-2282 (708 amino acids)
Cellular component (GO): membrane
Source: RefSeq, a predicted model, not a curated record